This is a messenger RNA of Coniophora puteana RWD-64-598 SS2, 4881 nucleotides long. RefSeq names its product WD40 repeat-like protein. The coding region runs from base 1 to 4881 and encodes 1626 amino acids. Lineage: Eukaryota; Fungi; Basidiomycota; Agaricomycetes; Boletales; Coniophoraceae. The transcript is spliced from 15 exons. Gene Ontology annotation, molecular function: protein binding. The record is from RefSeq and is a predicted model, not a curated record.
AUGAAUACCCCAUCUUCUGUGGCAUCUCUCGCCUCAGGCGACUCCGAUACAUGUGAUAGACGUUCAAAGGCGAUCCAUGCGAUUGCUUACUCUCCGGACGGCGAUUACGUUGCUACCGGUCACAGGAAUGGUGUCAUACGCCUUUGGGAGACGCAGACCCUACAACAGUAUGGAGAAGACCUGCGAGGGCACUCUGAUGAAGUAUUGUCAAUUGCCUAUUCUCCGGAUGGUCGGCGACUUGUGAGCGGGUCCUAUAAUGGCACGAUCCGUGUAUGGGACACCGAAAGGCAUACGGAGGUUCUGCAAUUACAUGCUGAAGCUGACGCUUCAGUAUGGUCAGUGGCUUACUCCCCUGACGGAAGCCUCAUCGGGAGCGGAGGUAUUCAUGGCCUCAAGCUUUGGGAUGCCACUACAGGGGAAUGCAUCGCCGCUAUUCCAAGUCAUGGCACCACCUCAGGCUCCAUCAAUCUGUAUAUCACUUUCUCACCCGAUGGGAGUCAUCUUGCUACAGUUUCUAGAGACCACCUCAUCCGUGUCAUCAACGUGGAGGAGAGGCGGUUAGCCUUCAAGCCCAUCGCUGGACACAAAGCUGGAAUACGCUGUGUUGCCUAUUCUCCUGACGGGAGCUUGUUGGCCAGUGCCUCCGACGAUCAUACUUUGCGAAUAUGGGAUGCUACGUCCGGGAAACUACGGAAGGGUCCACUGAAGGGCCACAAGUUGGCCGUUUCCUCUGUCGCUUUCUCCGCAGAUGGUCAGCGAGUUCUGAGCACCUCAGCUGAUGGCACCGUCUGCAUCUGGGACAUUUCCACCGGGAAGGUCGUAGUUGGUCCUUUGUUUGGUCACAGCCCUGAAGUCACCGCAACCUUUUCUCCAGACGGGAAGCGUUUCGUGAUCGGAGAUCACGACGGUACUGUCCGUAUGUGGGAUGCCGCCACAGGAAAAGUGCAGUUUCCCCCGCUCAGCAAAGAAGAUAUCAGCCAUUUUCGCGAUCGAGAAUUAGAGGCAUUGCGAGGAAUGAAUGCAUUCGGCCUCGUUGAUGCAGUAGCAUGGUUCCCGGACGGCCAACACUUUGUCACGACGGGAAGGUUCAAUGUUAUCCGAGUGUGGGAUGUCAAAACUGGCGAGGAAUCCUCGGAUCCGUUCUUUGGCCAUGUUGGUCGUGUCACGGCCAUAUCAAUUUCUAAUGGCGGCGAACUAGUGGCCAGUGGAUCACAAGACACAACUGUCCGUCUUUGGAGCCCGCAGACGGCUGGCGAGACGAGAGCUAGUCCGCUAAAGGGACACAGUGGGCCCGUUUCCGACGUAAUGUUUACUACCGAUAGUGCACGGCUCGUUGCCUGUAGCAGGACCGGUGAGAUACGGAUCUGGGAUACGAACACAGGGGAAAACAUUUCAUUGGUAGACGGUAUCAUAUCCACCUUUGGCUCAGUCGGGAUUUCUGCUGAUGGAAGAAUGCUUGCGGGCGGCUCGCUCCACGGGGAUGUUUCCGUGUGGGACCUUGACUCUCUCAAACUUAUCGCAGGACCUUUCCCUCACGAUAGCCGCGUCAUUCAUGUCAGCUUCUCGCGUGAUGGCACUCAUGUGUUCACUGGCACUCGCAGGAAGAGAGCUCGUACGUGGGACGUGGCGCGUGGGGAACAGGUGCAGCUGGCGACAGAGGUGCACUACGCUUCUAAUACGCUGAAGAUGAUGGAUUACAAUUCGGAUAGGACACUGUUUCUAAGCGUAGGUGACGACAAAUCGGUUUGGGUAUGGGAUGCCACGGACGUCAAAAGCGUAGUCGGUGCCCUCGUUCACGAAGUCGAGGUAGACCACGCCAGGUUCUCACCUGAUGGUAAGAAGGUUCUUACAGCUUGUGUGGACGGCUCGUUACGAAUAUGGGAUGUGGCCACUGGCAGUGUCAUCCUUCCACGUGACGAUUCGGAUAACUCUAAAGACGGAAACUCAAAUGAUGGGUCAAGAGAUGGUGAAGAUGACAGCAUUAUGAACAUGCCUGCCACGGUUAAGUCUCCAGCACAAAGAUCUUCGGCCGCACAACGCUUUUUCGACCACGAUGGCGACGAAGUGCCAUCGUCCAAGAGGAAGAGGUCACCCACAAAUCCCAGAACCAAGUUGGAGAUAGCCUCUAAGCCUCUUGCCAAAUGUCGCGGCUUCUUUCGAAAACUCACAGCUUGGAACUUGGUCGUAUUUGCCGAUCUCAUGGCCGACCUCUCAGCGCAGGAACCUGAGCUAGUCACUAGAACUGGCACCGAACCUGAAGCGGAGGUAUCAAUCCCCUCCAUCUCUCAAGAUGCAGAGCUUGUCGGGGAGCUCAAGCCCUUUUCAGGCCACACAUACGGUAUCCGCGCUAUCGCGUAUUCGCCUGAUGGAAUGUACAUAGCUACUGGCUCGGGAGACAGUACUAUCCGCAUCUGGGACAGGAACACAGGCAAUCAAGUAGGAGAAACAGUGACGGAGCACACAGGCAAGGUGAACGCUAUCUCUUACUCGCCUGACCAAAGGUUCCUUGUAUCUGGAAGCGAUGACCAUACGGUGCGCUUUUGGGAUCUAGAGCAUGGGUACAAACAAGUGGGAGAGCCCAUCGAAGCAGACACAAGCGACGUGUUAUCGGUCCAGUACUCGCCUGACGGGAAAGUUGUAGCCAGUGCAGGCAGCGGUAACACGGUCAAGCUAUGGAGCACGCUCACACAUGAACUUAUUAUGGAGCUUGGGGAGCUCCCUGGCGGCGUUAAAUACUCCGUUUCUUGGGCACCAAACGGAAAGCGUCUCGCAGUCAGCGCAUCAUCCAAUGAUCCAAUCUCCAUAUUCGACCUAGAGAAGCGCAAGUUUACGAUGCACCCUAUCAUCGGACACAAGGACACUGUCAAUACGGUGGCGUUCUCACCUAACGGAACCUUGCUUGCAAGCGGAUCUGAUGACCGAAGUGUGCGCAUAUGGAACGCGAAGACAGGAAAGGCUUACAAGUGUCCGUUCAGGGGUCACCGGAGCUAUGUUCUUGGUAUCGUGUGGUCUCCGGACGGCAAACGUCUCGUCGUUGGCAGUGGAGAGGACCACACAUGCGUCUGGGACGUUCACAAGGGCCAGAUUAUCUUCCGUAUACCCUCUCGUGCUGACCGGGAAAGUGACUGGAUAUGGGCAGUCGCUUACUCGCCCGACGGGAAGCAUUUUGCACGAGCGGACGACCACCGAAACAGCCCGGAGGUUCAGGUCUGGGACGCAAACACGGGUAGGCUGGUACAUCCUUCUAGAUCGAACGAAGAAGAACGCAAAUGUCAAAGACAGGAUAGGGAUGCUCUUAACAUAGUUGAAUACUACAAGGCUGGGAAAAUGCGCACAGAAGGAACGAUCAUGGCCGUUGCAUGGUUCGCAGACGGACAGCGCUUUGCUAGUGCCGGAGGGGACGGAGGUGCGAAAAUCUGGGACGCAGAGACAGGUUCUCAGGUGGGCGAGCCCGUCAAAGGCCAGAAAGCCGUGAAUGCAGUCUCCGUCUCCGCGGACGGCAGGAUACUGGCGACUGCAUCAGACGAUGCUACAAUCAACCUCUUCGACGUCGAAUCAAGGGAGUUGAUAGUGGGGCCUCUGACGGGUCAUACCGACGCGGUCUUGUCCCUGCGUCUUGUCCCCGAUGGUUCACGGAUCGUUAGCGGAGGCAAAGACGGCACGAUCCGGUUUUGGGACGGUGCUACCGGAAAGAUGGUGCACACUCUCGAAGCUCACAAAGGUCCUGUGUGCGCACUCUCAAUCUCCCAGGAUGAAACGAAGCUCGCGAGUGGAUCGGAGGAUAACACCGUCUUCGUCUGGGAUUGGCAGACAUACGAUCUGCUUGGUGGUCCGUUCCACCACGGCAGCUGCGUUCGUGCAGUGUGCUUCUCGCCAGACGACACGCGUCUACUUAGUGGCUCUGACGAUGGCGUUGCUCGUGUUUGGAACGUCGCGAGUGGAAAUCUAGCGCUUGACCCCAUAAAUAUUCACUCGGGUUCGAUCGGUGCGGUUGACUGGUCUAGCGAUGGUUCAAGGCUGCUGACCACCGGCACUCAUGACUGGACGAUCUGUGUUUGGGACGCUGCGACGGGCAAGCGCAUCCAUGAACCACUCGAAGGGCAUGAUGCUGGUGUCAAGGCUGCUGCGUUCUCAUCUGAUUGUAAGCUCAUCCUCAGCGGUUCGAUGGAUGGCACACUGUGUGUAUGGGACGUGGAGACUGGUGAUAUCCUGUUGGAUAAAACGGAACCAGACGUUCAGGAAGAUUCAGAUGGUCCCAGUCAGAGUCCCGGUGAUCCACAGGAAGGCACAUCUGCAAACAAACGGGCUCGUAGACAGCCAUCGGACGACAGCUUCAUGGAGAUGCCAGCCACUAUUGCAAGGAAGAACAAGCAAGGUCAUCAAGCCCGUAACUUCUGGGACGAUGUAGAUACCGGCGGGGGACAAGGUACUAAGAUCAAGAAGGCCGCCAAACAGCGCCCCAAGAAAGGACUGUUGAAGAGUCUAUGGCCCUCUCCGCGUAAUGGAUCGGCCUCAAAACAGAACACAAAGCGCAAGGGCAAGAAUGUGGCUGGUGUCUCCGCUGAGGGUCAUGCCAUGCGUCGCAUGCGCCGCACUGAAGGCAAAGACGUGAUCCCCGCUCGUGACAAGUUGCGCGUACUUGCAUCAGGAGACAAUCCACACGCUCGACGCAGCUCCCAGGAGGAACCCGAGUCGGAUGGUGGAAGUGAUUCGACGACAGACCCGGAUGAUCCCAACCAGCCUCAUAUCGACUCCAGCAGCGACGACGAGAGCGUGCAUGGCUUAAUUGACACUCUACAUUCUCAGAAGGUGCAGAUGAUCAGACAUGCGGGUGGCUCAGAGGAAGAGGAGGAUGGUAACGCGUUAGCCAACAAGAAGUAG